Messenger RNA from Dromaius novaehollandiae (emu), 1786 nucleotides. Its product is annotated as maestro heat-like repeat-containing protein family member 2B. The record is from RefSeq and is a predicted model, not a curated record. The coding region runs from base 179 to 1786 and encodes 535 amino acids. NCBI's taxonomy places the organism in Eukaryota, Metazoa, Chordata, Aves, Casuariiformes, Dromaiidae. The transcript is spliced from 12 exons. Gene Ontology annotation, cellular component: cytoplasm.
UGCAAACGAUGCAUGCCCUGAUCUAGCUGUGGUCUUCCAACAGCUCCUAGAGGCCUGGCUCCGCUCUGGGAAAGAGUGGGAGAGAGAGAGGGCCCUUUAUGCCUGCACUCAUCUGCUAAAGACUUACACCGAGAGACUGGAGGAUGCUAGAGAAAACUCUUCUGAGCAGUUUGGCUCCAUGAUUGGAGUGCUGGGGCCUCUCAGCUGUGACUCCCUGGCCACAUCACGCCAGCGGGCAGUCGACUGUAUCAGCUGCCUUCUCUCAACACAAGGCAAGGUUAUGCACACAAGGGAAGUGGAUCUGAAUCACUUCUGUGAGGAGCUAGUGGCUGCAGAUGUGGAUUCGCUGCUGAGGACCUCUUCCAAAAUCGCAAAGGUUGCAUGCAAAUCCUUUUGCUCAGAGCAGGCAAGAGGCUUUCUGAAGGCUGUCCUGGGCAGCAUGCUGUCCUUCAGCCCCACUUGUGCUAGGGCAGCAGGCGAGUGGAUGCUCAUCUUCCUGAAGGAAUGUGGAAGAGAAAUGUUGCUGGAGGUGCCAGAAAUCCUGACAAUCCUUUACGAUCAUCUGCCAGCUGCUCAGCAGGGCAGCCUGAAGGAGUUCCUCUUUGAGGCAGUGUCUGUCCUGGGCUGCUAUCACCCUGAGGCAGUAACCAACAGCCUCCUCCAGAGACACCUGCCCAUGGACAGUGAUACCGUGGAGCUGUGGAGGACUCUUGGCAGAGGCAUCUUUGCAAUUGAAAUGCUCCAGUUGCUAAUGGGCAAACUGGAGAGCGCUGAAGACACCCCCGCCAGAAGCAACUGCCUCGAUGAGGAAGGGAGCGACAAUCUGGCUGCGCUGGAGCCUCUCAUGGUAACCUGUGCCCUCCGUGAGCUGGUGUAUUCCCUGGAGCCCCGGGAAAGUGUGUCUCUCCUGCUGCCACGGCUGUUUCCAAUGCUGCUGAAACAAAUCAGCAACACUCUUGGAAAGGAGCUGCCUUCAUCUGCAGGAAGAGUUGAAGACGAGCCAGUCCUUGUGGCAAGUGGUGAAGGCAGCAGUCCUUGCAGGCUUUCCAUCAAAGCAUUAGAUACUGUGCUCUGCAAGUGCAUCAGUGAGAAAUGGAUGGGGAUUCUCCGGAAGCAGAACACAUGGGCUUUUCUUGAAAAUCCCCGGACAUACCAUGAGGGCAUGUGUCUGCUGACUAGUGUUCUCCUCCAAACUGAUGUGGUCACGCUGACCACCAUACGUGCUGUCUUGCCAUGGCUGGACUCGCCAUCAGCAAACCUGAGGAUCAUGGCAGCAUCUUUCUUUGCUGAGCUGAUGAAGGCGCCAGUGCUUCAGAAAUGGAAGCUGCUUCAGCCUGUCCACCGUGCAUUGGUGGACAAAUCCCUGGAUGCCAGCAGCACUGUGCGCCGGAUGGCAGUGAGGGGCCUGGGCAAUCUGGCCAGUGGAGCACCUGAGAAGCUGAGAAAGCACAAGAAGGCCAUUCUGAAGGCGUUAAUGAGGGCCAUCAAGGACGUCACCUCUUCUGAGAUCGUGGGCGAGAGUUUGUCAGCUCUGGCGAAAGUGGUGGCAGAGCUGGGAGAGAAGGACAUUGGAGUCACCUUUAAAGAAAUCGCCCUUUAUACCAAGACUUUCUUUGAUGUCGUAAGUGAACGAGCAGUAGCAUCUACCCUGGAAAGGAGGGCUUGCGCCUUGGACUGCCUCUUCCUCUCCAUGGCCUCUACAGUCUGGAAGACUUGCUUAGAUGCUCCUCGCAAAUGGCAGGAGUUCACCUGCUCUGACAUGAGAGGUGCCCAUGCUGUGGUAUGA